Messenger RNA from Myotis lucifugus (little brown bat), 1962 nucleotides. It is a transcript of the gene GTF2F1, whose product is annotated as general transcription factor IIF subunit 1. Gene Ontology annotation, molecular function: RNA polymerase II general transcription initiation factor activity; DNA binding; TFIIF-class transcription factor complex binding. Gene Ontology annotation, cellular component: nucleus; transcription factor TFIIF complex. Gene Ontology annotation, biological process: transcription initiation at RNA polymerase II promoter; positive regulation of transcription elongation by RNA polymerase II. Bases 361 to 1914 code for a protein of 517 amino acids. Lineage: Eukaryota; Metazoa; Chordata; Mammalia; Chiroptera; Vespertilionidae. The transcript is spliced from 12 exons. The record is from RefSeq and is a predicted model, not a curated record.
GCUGCAGGAGCUCCAGAAGGCAGUUACCUCUGGCCCGGAUUGGUUCACUGCUCCGAAAGGCACCAGGAGGCUAGGUGACAGCUCACUGAGGUCCCGGGGCAAACGAGGAGGCUGCGGUCCGCGGUCCGCAGGAGAGUUUCUCAGGUUAGGCGCAGGCGCAGAUGUGUUAGGAGCGGCCACUGAGGCGGACGACCCAGCAGCGCUUCCGGGUAGUUCGGUGGCGCCUCGGACUUGGGGUCCUCGACCUGGGCCAAAGACCCGAUCCCGCGAAGGCGGCUUUCCCCGGUGUGAGAGUCGCGGACCGCAGGAGAGGCAAAAAGAAUACGGAUUGGACCAGACCCGAACCACCGACCCUUGCCCAUGGCGGCCUUCGGUCCUGGCAGCCAGAAUGUCACUGAGUAUGUCGUUCGAGUUCCCAAAAAUACAACCAAAAAAUAUAACAUCAUGGCCUUCAAUGCAGCUGAUAAAGUCAACUUCGCUACUUGGAAUCAGGCCCGGCUAGAGAGAGAUCUGAGCAACAAGAAGAUUUACCAAGAGGAGGAGAUGCCUGAGUCAGGUGCAGGCAGUGAGUUUAACCGCAAGCUUCGGGAGGAGGCUCGGAGGAAGAAGUACGGCAUCGUCCUCAAGGAGUUCCGGCCUGAGGACCAGCCCUGGCUGCUCCGAGUCAAUGGCAAGUCGGGCAGGAAGUUCAAGGGUAUAAAGAAGGGAGGUGUGACAGAGAACACGUCCUACUAUAUCUUCACCCAGUGCCCUGACGGGGCUUUUGAAGCGUUCCCAGUGCACAACUGGUACAACUUCACGCCGCUGGCCCGGCACCGUACGCUCACUGCUGAGGAAGCCGAGGAGGAGUGGGAGAGAAGGAACAAAGUCCUGAACCACUUCAGCAUCAUGCAGCAGCGGCGGCUCAAAGACCAGGACCAGGACGAGGAGGAUGAGGAGAAGGAUAAGCGUGGCCGCAAAAAGCCCAGUGAGCUGCGCAUCCAUGACCUGGAAGACGACCUGGAGAUGUCAUCUGAUGACAGCGAGGCCAGCGGCGAGGAGGGUGUCAAAGCCCCCAAGGCCAAGAAGAAGGCACCGAUGACUAAGGCAGGCCGGAAGAAGAAGAAGAAGAAGGGGUCAGAUGAUGAGGCCUUUGAGGACAGUGACGAUGGGGACUUUGAGGGCCAGGAGGUGGACUACAUGUCUGAUGGCUCCAGCAGCUCUGAGGAAGAGCCGGAGGGCAAGCCCAAGGUCACCCAGCAGGAGGAGGGUCCCAAGGGCGUGGAUGAGCAGAGCGAAAGCAGUGAGGAGAGUGAGGAGGAGAAGCCUCCUGAGGAGGACAAGGAGGAGGAGGAGGAGAAGAAGGCACCCACCCCACAAGAGAAGAAGCGGAAGAAAGACAGCAGUGAUGAGUCUGACAGCUCGGAAGAGAGUGACAUUGACAGUGAGGCCUCCUCAGCUCUCUUCAUGGCUAAAAAGAAGACUCCCCCCAAGAGAGAGCGGAAGCCAUCAGGGGGCAGCUCAAGGGGCAAUAGCCGGCCAGGCACACCCAGCACAGAGAGUGGCAACACCUCCUCCACCCUUCGGGCAGCUGCCAGCAAACUGGAGCAAGGAAAGCGGACAAAUGAGGCGACAGCAGCUAAGCGGUUGCGGCUGGACAGUGGACCCCAGAGCCUGUCUGGGAAGUCGACCCCUCAGCCCCAAUCUGGGAAGUCAACCCCCAGCAGUGGUGACGUGCAGGUGACUGAGGACGCUGUGCGCCGCUACCUGACACGGAAGCCCAUGACCACGAAAGACCUGCUGAAAAAGUUCCAGACCAAGAAGACGGGGCUGAGCAGCGAGCAGACAGUGAACGUACUUGCCCAGAUCCUCAAACGCCUAAACCCUGAGCGCAAGAUGAUUAACGACAAGAUGCACUUCUCCCUCAAGGAGUGAGGGGCUGGCCCCCACCCUUUUGCCCAAUAAAUAAGCUCGUCUCCAGAA